This is a messenger RNA of Linum tenue, 1292 nucleotides long. Lineage: Eukaryota; Viridiplantae; Streptophyta; Magnoliopsida; Malpighiales; Linaceae. The record is from the annotation of a GenBank genome assembly.
AGCUGCUCAGCCCUAAAACCCUAGUUCAACAGAAGCGAGAGCUCCGCUCAUAUAUAUUUCUCUCCUUUGCACUUCGGCCGGAACCAGCGACGCCACUUCUUACCCCUUGCCGCCGUCUCGUCGUUAACCAUGGCCCCAAAAAGAGGUGCUAAGCCCGCAGCAGCUGCAAAGAAGAAAUCUGAUAAGGUUGUGAAUCCAUUGUUUGAGAAAAGGCCGAAGCAAUUUGGAAUUGGUGGUGCUCUCCCUCCGAAGAGAGACUUGACUAGAUUUGUCAAGUGGCCUCAUGUUGUUCGUAUUCAAAGGCAAAGGAGGAUCCUGAAGCAACGAUUGAAGGUUCCCCCAGCUGUGAACCAGUUCACUAAAGCACUGGACAAGAACCUAGCCACUCAGCUGUUCAAGCUUUUGCUGAAGUAUCGCCCGGAAGACAAAGCUGCUAAGAAAGAAAGGCUUAUUAGCAAAGCACAAGCCGAAGCUGAAGGGAAGACUGUGGAGUCCAAGAAGCCCAUUGUUGUUAAGUAUGGACUUAACCACGUGACUUACCUUAUUGAGCAGGGUAAAGCCCAGCUGGUGGUUAUUGCUCAUGAUGUUGAUCCAAUUGAGCUGGUUGUCUGGCUGCCUGCACUUUGCCGUAAGAUGGAGGUCCCAUAUGCUAUCGUGAAGGGCAAGUCUCGCCUCGGAGCGAUAGUCCACCAGAAGACGGCUGCAGCCUUGUGCCUUACAUCUGUGAAGAACGAGGACAAGAUGGAGUUCAGCAAGAUUCUGGAGGCAGUGAAGGUAAUGGACAAUUAGACAAACACCUUGACGAUCUACUGAUCAUAAAUGAUCUUUAACUUGUGGCAGAUAUCCCAUACAUACAAUUAUAAUCGUGCAUGGCUGUCCUUCCGGAACCUUGUGUGUUGUUGUGGGUCUUAACAGUCGCUUUGCUAUGUGUAUUUGCAGGCUAACUUCAACGACAAGUUUGACGAACACAGGAAGAAGUGGGGUGGUGGGAUCAUGGGAUCCAAGUCGCAGGCCAAGACCAAAGCCAAGGAGAGACUGUUGGCCAAGGAAGCUGCCCAAAGGAUGUCUUAACUUAAAGCCCCUUGAUAUAGCUGCAGAAUAUUGUCAAUUUUGGAGGAUUGUUUGCCUUCCCCUUGAAGUUUGUUUCUUAGUGUACGACUAGCUGCGUUUCUAUUUCUCCUUUCGUUGGGAACCAGGAGGUUUAUUACUAUGUCUGAUUAUGAGGGGAUAACGAUUGAAAGUGGUACUGUUUCAAAGAGAUGUUUCAAAUGCAUGGUUCAUUCUCCUAUAUA